AUGAUUCCUGACACCGUGGGCCCUGCCUCCAUUGCCCUGGAGCUGCUCCUGGUGGCUCUGUAUUGCAGCAAUAAUUUGUGUUGCAGAUGGGAAGUGUUGCUCAAUGUAGUUGCAGAGGGGCUGCAGGUCACUCUGGCAAAUAUGUGGAUGGUCUCCUGUCUCUCGAGGAUGGAGUUCAUGGCACAAGUCCACUCAAUGAUACCCUGGCUACUUGGGAAUCCUACACUGGACCCACAGCUGUCAAUUAAGAUUUGGCCACAGGAGGAGUCAAGGACAGAGCCACAAAUUGUUCUAGGAGGCAUCCUAAGUUUCAUGGAAACUGGUGAAGACAACAAUUUGACUGGACUUGGAGCUCGACGAGGCGGACUGUCUAGAAACAACCACAAAGUCGAAAUCAACGAAGCAGUGAAAAAUCGGAUGAGUGCAGGGGUUCAAAUCCCUGAAGAUGCAAACAUUAUAGAAAAUGGUAGACUGAAGGGAAUGAUGUCGAAAAGUACAAAUAAAGGAGAACACAGCAGGACACAUUCCACGACUUGGACAGGGCAAUGGAGCUCAGAAUAA
Molecule: messenger RNA, 561 nt
Organism: Fomitopsis serialis
Lineage: Eukaryota; Fungi; Basidiomycota; Agaricomycetes; Polyporales; Fomitopsidaceae
Exons: 7
Coding region: 1-561 (186 amino acids)
Source: RefSeq, a predicted model, not a curated record